AUGAAGAAAACUAUUAAAUUUACGCCACCUGUGGCAGACAUAGAGAAACAAAAGAAUGGGGAUGAGAAGAAACUGAAAAAAGAAGAGAGUACACUGAGUGUUGGAUACUUUCAACUGUUUCGAUUUGCAACAUGGAAGGAGGUUGUGAUGAUGGUGGUGGGGAGUGUGUGCGCGUUAAUACACGGAGCUGCCGCCCCUCUCAUGCUUCUGGUGUAUGGCAUGAUGACCAACACAUUUGUGGCUUAUGAGCUGGAAGUUCAAGAACUGCAAGACCCGAAUAAAGCGUGCCAGCACAACACGAUCCACUGGAUAAAUGGCUCAAUUUAUGAGCCUGCUGAAAAUGUUACUGUUGCCUGUGGGGUAGAUAUUGAAGCCCAGAUGACAACGUUUGCGUACUACUACAUUGGAAUUGGACUAGGAGUUUUAUGUCUUAGUUAUUUUCAAAUUGUUCUUUGGGUGUCGGCUGCUGCGAGACAAACUCUGAGAAUUCGAAAAACGUAUUUCCGCAAAGUCAUGCAAAUGGAGAUCGGAUGGUUUGACUGCAACUCUGUUGGUGAACUCAACACAAGAUUAUCAGAUGAUAUCAACAAGGUCAACAACGCCAUCGCCGACCAGGCUUCUUUCUUCAUUGAGAGGCUCUCCACCUUUGUGUUUGGCUUCAUGGUGGGCUUCAUCGGUGGCUGGAAGCUGACGUUGGUUGUCAUUGCUGUGAGCCCUUUGAUUGGGGUCGCUGCUGGACUGAUGGCAAUGGCAGUGGCCAGGCUAACAGGACGAGAGCUAAAGGCGUAUGCAAAGGCUGGUGCUGUGGCCGACGAGGUCCUAUCAUCCAUUAGAACUGUGGCUGCGUUUGGUGGGGAGGACAAAGAAGUUGAGAGGUAUGACCAAAAUCUUGUGGACGCUCAGAACUGGGGAGUUAAAAAAGGGGCCAUUAUUGGAAUCUUCCAAGGAUAUCUGUGGUGCAUCAUUUUCCUUACUUUCGCUUUGGCCUUUUGGUACGGAUCAAAGCUGGUCAUCGACGAAAAGGAGCUAUCUCCCGGCACUCUUAUUCAGGUGUUUUUUGGAGUCCUUAUUGCGGCAAUAAACCUGGGUCAGGCCUCACCUUGUCUUGAGGCCUUUGCUUCGGGACGUGCGGCUGCAAAGACCAUCUUUGAAACAAUUGACAGGGAGGCAGAAAUCAAUUGCUUUUCAGAUGACGGUUAUAAACUAAACAGAGUGAAAGGUGACAUUGAGUUUCAUAACGUCACUUUCUAUUAUCCUUCUAGACCUGAUGUCAUGAUUUUAAAUGAUCUAAACGUGCAAGUCAAAGCAGACGAAACCACUGCGUUUGUCGGCCCAAGCGGUUCAGGGAAGAGCACAGCGGUCCAGCUCAUCCAAAGGUUUUACGAUCCAAAGGAAGGAAAAGUGACUUUGGAUGGCCAUGACAUUCGAAGUUUAAACAUCAAGUGGCUCCGGUCACUUAUUGGUAUCGUAGAGCAAGAGCCGGUGCUGUUUGCCACAACUAUUGCAGACAACAUCCGCUUUGGGAAACCUGGAGUGACCAUGGACGAAGUCAUCCAGGCAGCAAAAGAAGCCAACGCCUAUAAUUUUAUACAAGAUCUUCCACAUAAAUUUGACACUUUGGUGGGUGAAGGUGGAGGUCAGAUGAGUGGAGGGCAGAAGCAAAGGAUUGCUAUUGCCCGAGCUCUGAUCCGGAACCCCAAGAUCCUGCUCUUGGAUAUGGCUACCUCAGCCCUCGACAAUGAAAGCGAAGCAGUUGUCCAGAAUGCGUUGGAAAAGGUACGCGUUGGCAGGACCACCAUUUCCAUAGCCCACCGCCUUUCCACCAUCAGGAAAGCGGACGUCAUUGUCGGAUUUGAACGUGGACGGGCUGUGGAGAAGGGAACCCACAGCCAGCUCCUGGAAAAGAAAGGUGUCUACUUCACCUUAGUCACCCUGCAGAAUCAUGGUGUAUCAAAUGCGGUUAAUGACGCUUCUAGUGGAGAUGCUGACGAGAAAAACUCUGAAACCAAAGUGAGGACUUUUAGCCAAGGCAGCAGCAGGUCGAGUAAAAGGAGCUCAGUUCGGCUGCGAUCUCACAGCAACUUGUCUGGUGAUUAUGGCCCUGACACUGUAUCAAACAGCCUCAGGAUCCUUUCCAGUCAGACGAUCAUACCGGACAUUCCAGACUAUGAGGAAGAGGACACCGAACAUCUUCAACCAGCCCCGCUCGCACGGAUCCUCAAGUACAAUCGUUCAGAGUGGCCCUACAUGCUACUGGGCUCUCUGGGAGCUGCUAUUAAUGGAUCUGUUAACCCCAUCUAUGCUGUGCUGUUCAGUCAAAUUCUAGGGACCUUUGCAUUAGCUGACAUCAACAAGCAGAAGGAGGAGAUCAACGGAAUAUGCCUGCUGUUUUGCAUUGUGGCCGUGACAAGUGUUUUUUCACAGUAUUUACAGGGAUACGCCUUUGCAAAGUCUGGAGAGUUGCUUACACGCCGCCUGAGGAAAUUAGGCUUCCAGGCCAUGCUGAGACAAGACAUCGGCUGGUUUGAUGACCUCAAAAAUAGCCCGGGUGCUUUGACCACAAGAUUGGCUACUGAUGCUUCUAUGGUCCAGGGUGCGACAGGAUCUCAAAUUGGCAUGAUCGUGAAUUCCCUUACCAACAUUGGAGCCUCAUUCAUCAUUGCCUUCUACUUCAGUUGGAAGUUAACCUUGGUCAUUAUGUGUUUCUUGCCACUGAUCGGGCUGUCUGGUCUCUUGCAAGCUAAAAUGUUGACAGGUUUUGCAAGUGAAGAUAAAAAGGCAAUGGAGGACGCGGGCCAGGUUUCCAGUGAAGCCCUUGCAAAUAUCAGAACCAUUGCAGGUUUGACCAAAGAGAGCUCAUUUGUGGAGUCAUAUGAGAAAAAACUUGAGUGUCCUUAUAAAUCUGCCAAGAAGCGAGACAAUGUCUACGGGCUCUUUUUCGGCUUGUCCCAGUGUGUGAUCUUCAUGGCGUACGCUGCUUCAUUUCGAUAUGGAGGGUAUUUGGUUAACUCAGAGGGGCUGCCAUACGUGAUCGUUUUCAGGGUGAUAUCGGCAGUAGUAAUCAGUGGGACUGCACUGGGCAGAGCUUCUUCUUUUACUCCAGAUUACGCCAAAGCCAAGACGGCUGCUGCUCAUUUCUUCAAACUUUUGGACCGAACGCCAAAAAUAAGCAUUAGCAGCACAGAAGGAGUGAAAUGGGAGAACUUCAAGGGCGAAAUAGAUUUUGUCAAUUGCGAGUUCACCUAUCCGACGCGUCCGGAUGUGCGCGUGUUGAAAGGCCUGCUGGUGUCUGUUAAGCCGGGUCAGACGUUGGCGUUUGUGGGGAGCAGUGGUUGUGGCAAAAGCACCAGUGUUCAACUUUUGGAAAGGUUCUACGACCCGGAUCAAGGGAAAGUGUUGAUUGAUGGCCACCCGUCUCGCUCAGUGAACGUGCCCUUCCUGAGAUCUCAGAUUGGCAUCGUGUCCCAGGAGCCUAUCUUGUUUGACUGCAGCAUUGCUGAGAAUAUUCAAUACGGGGACAACACACGCAGCGUCAGCAUGGAUGAAAUCAUGGAGGCAGCCAAGAAAGCCUACCUUCAUGACUUUGUGAUGACGCUGCCAAAUAAAUAUGAGACUCAGGUCGGCGCACAAGGCUCCCAGCUCUCAAGAGGGCAAAAACAACGCAUCGCCAUUGCCAGGGCAAUCGUCAGGAACCCUAAGAUCCUUCUUUUGGACGAAGCAACCUCUGCUCUGGACACAGAGAGCGAAAAGACCGUCCAGUCUGCUCUCGAUGACGCGAGAAAAGGCCGAACCUGCAUUGUCAUUGCUCACCGGCUCUCCACCAUCCAGAACGCUGACAUCAUUGCAGUGAUGUCACAUGGCGUUGUCAUAGAACAAGGCACUCAUGGAGAACUCAUGGCCAAAACUGGUGCCUAUUACAAACUGGUCACAACUGGAGCUCCGAUCAGCUAG
This is a messenger RNA of Nerophis lumbriciformis (worm pipefish), 3951 nucleotides long. NCBI's taxonomy places the organism in Eukaryota, Metazoa, Chordata, Actinopteri, Syngnathiformes, Syngnathidae. The record is from RefSeq and is a predicted model, not a curated record.